Messenger RNA from Caenorhabditis briggsae, 1203 nucleotides. It is a transcript of the gene Cbr-inx-18, whose product is annotated as Protein CBR-INX-18. The record is from RefSeq and is a predicted model, not a curated record. The transcript has 6 exons. Lineage: Eukaryota; Metazoa; Nematoda; Chromadorea; Rhabditida; Rhabditidae. The coding region runs from base 1 to 1203 and encodes 400 amino acids. Gene Ontology annotation, cellular component: plasma membrane; gap junction. Gene Ontology annotation, molecular function: gap junction channel activity.
AUGGUCGGUGGAUUCCGGAUAGGAAUGCACUUUUUGGCCUCAGCCCUUCGAUUUUUGGAACCAAGAGUAGACGAUGAUUUCGUGGACCGUCUUCAUUACCUCUAUACAUCCACCAUGGUCCUCAUGUUUGCUGUUUUAGUGUCGGCAAAACAAUAUGUCGGCCAUCCGAUAGAAUGUUUUGUGCCGGCACAAUUUACGAGAGCCAUGGAGCAGUAUACGGAGAAUUAUUGUUGGGUACAGAACACGUAUUGGGUACCAUUUCAAGAUCUGAUACCCCACAGAUUGGACGAUAGGGAACGUCGACAAAUUGGAUAUUAUCAGUGGGUUCCAUUUGUAUUAGCCGUUGCGGCACUCACAUUUCAUAUUCCCUCUUCGGUAUGGAGAAUGCUGGCUGGUCAAAGUGGUCUCAAUGCUGGUCUAGUUCUCCAACUAGUCUGUGGAGAACAAAACGUGGAUCCAGUGGUCCGUGACAAGACAGUCGAUAUUGUUGCGAGACACAUAGACGAUGCUUUGAUGUACCAAAGAGAGCACGGAGCCAGAAGGAACAGUGUCUACAUUUUUGCAGUCGUAAAGCUUGGGAAAUUCUAUGGAGCCUACGUUUCCUCAGUCUACAUUUUCAUCAAAGCUCUCCAUUUGGCAAAUGUCAUUCUUCAAUUUAUGCUGCUCAAUUCAUUCCUUCAAACUUCGGAUUAUCCAAUGUUCGGUGCUCAUGUACUCUACGAUCUCUUCAUGGGAAGAGAAUGGAGAGAUUCUGGAAAGUUCCCAAGAGUCACACUUUGUGAUUUUGAAAUUCGAGUUCUUGGAAAUGUGCAUAGACACACUGUUCAGUGUGUGCUGGUUAUCAACAUGCUCACCGAGAAGAUCUUCAUUUUUCUAUGGCUCUGGCUUACGGUAUUGGCAAUUGUGACAGCAUUGAACUUGUUAUUUUGGUUCAUUGCAUUGGUAUCAAACACGUGUCGAGAGAAUUUCGUAUCGAAGCAUUUGGAUAUUCAAUCAGAUCAAAUCAGUCGGUUUGUACAUCGAUUUUUGAGAGCUGAUGGAGUGUUCCUACUACAAAUGAUAGCUUCGCAUUCGGGAAAUUUGAUGGCGGCUAAGCACGAUGAUGGGAAGACGUCGCUGAAACGGGGCGAUUCAUGGCACGAGACGUCACUUCCUCCGCCAAUGCCUAGUCUACCGAUUAGGACAAGGACGGAUUAUGUUUAA